Messenger RNA from Lemur catta (Ring-tailed lemur), 1568 nucleotides. It is a transcript of the gene ARPC4, whose product is annotated as actin related protein 2/3 complex subunit 4. The transcript has 6 exons. The coding region runs from base 192 to 698 and encodes 168 amino acids. Gene Ontology annotation, molecular function: actin filament binding. NCBI's taxonomy places the organism in Eukaryota, Metazoa, Chordata, Mammalia, Primates, Lemuridae. The record is from RefSeq and is a predicted model, not a curated record. Gene Ontology annotation, cellular component: actin cytoskeleton; Arp2/3 protein complex. Gene Ontology annotation, biological process: Arp2/3 complex-mediated actin nucleation; actin filament polymerization.
CCAGAACAAUUCUAGGAAGAAAAUUUCCUGAGGUGCCAGGUGUUCCCAGGGUCUGUCUCCCCCACUCAGGACACAGGUGGUACCGCCCGGAAGUCCGGGCGGAGACUGCGGCUGCGCUCCUCGCGAAGGGGCAGCCGCCGCGAAGCUGGCCGCUUCCGCACUUCCGCUUUCCGGCCCAGCCAGCGCCCGCGAUGACUGCCACUCUCCGCCCCUACCUGAGUGCCGUGCGGGCCACACUGCAGGCUGCCCUCUGCCUGGAGAACUUCUCCUCUCAGGUCGUGGAACGACACAACAAGCCUGAAGUGGAAGUCAGGAGUAGCAAAGAACUCCUGUUACAGCCCGUGACCAUCAGCAGAAAUGAGAAGGAAAAGGUUCUCAUUGAGGGCUCCAUCAACUCUGUCCGGGUCAGCAUCGCUGUGAAACAGGCUGAUGAGAUUGAGAAGAUUUUAUGUCACAAGUUCAUGCGCUUCAUGAUGAUGCGAGCAGAGAACUUCUUUAUCCUUCGAAGGAAACCAGUAGAGGGGUAUGACAUUAGUUUUCUGAUCACCAACUUCCACACAGAGCAAAUGUACAAACACAAGUUGGUGGACUUUGUGAUCCACUUCAUGGAGGAGAUCGACAAGGAGAUCAGUGAGAUGAAGCUGUCAGUCAAUGCCCGUGCACGCAUCGUGGCUGAGGAGUUCCUCAAGAAUUUUUAAACCAUCUGGCUGGAUCUCGUGGCCUUCCUCCCACACUCCCCCGUGUCUCUGCGAAGGCGUCCUGGAGUCACUCCCCAGAGCAGCGGCGGCGGGGAGCUGGUUGGGGUGGGCAUUAGAUGUGGGAGGGGGGUGGUGUGCUUGCUAGCUGGGCAAGAAAGCAGCGGUGGACCUGCCCCAAGGCCACACGUGCCUGGUCAGGCUGGCUUCUGAUGUUCAGUCCCCUGGGCUGGGACGGAUUUUUUUUUGAUGUCUUGGAACUUAAACUCUGUGCUUGUAGGAGAUUGUAGCUUUUUUGUCUUUUUUUUUUUAAACAAGCAGCCUCCAGUGACUGUGACUGGUCCCAGUAAUUGUACCUUAUUGGUCGCUGUGGGUCUGGGCAGGCCUGGAGCCAGAAGGCGACUACCUUUCCUCCCCCAUGCCACCCCAGGUCGGAGGGAAGGAGGUUCAUACUCCAGUUCCUUUCCCGGGCCCUUUUAUUCCCAAGCCUCCUUGGGCCCAGCAUAAGUGGUGGGAACCCUCUUCCAGCUUCCUGAGCUCUGCCUGAAGAUAGCCACCGAGCACUGGUUGGGGACAAGGGCUGAAUCGGUGACCACCAGUCAUACCUAGGAGCUGGGGCUCAAAAGCCAGUUGACCUCUGGCUUUAGGGGCCAUUUGGUGCCCUCCCAGCUGAGGGAGGCCACUGUUUCGCCUUGUCUGUCAGUGCAGUGCCUGCACCAGAGGUGGAGAGGUGAGUCCUCCAGAGCGUCCUGGCCAGGCCCUCCUCCUGCCUGCUCUGGCUCUUCUGCUCCCACGCUCGCUGUCCCUUUUCUGAUUCUGGUGGACCUCCUUCCCCCAAUUAAAGUCUUUUCUUGCCCCUUUGGGGCUGCAUGA